AUGAAGGAAACUCGGUAUUUUUGUAGCUCGAACGAAUUGAACGCUGUCGGGAACCUUUUAUCCGGAAACAUAUAUCCACUUGGUGAUGGAGAACCAAAGCUCAGAUUUUUCUCUAUUCUGUGGGUAAUCGGCAUGUGGACCGUGAAAAUAACUUAUUUCUUGAGCUGCGUACUCGGCUCGUUGUAUUUUUCGUCCCUGUCAACGGAAGAGGUGUUCAAACAAUCCGGAGCACUCGGUGCCCUGUGUGCCGAAGUCAUCGUUUCCACAGCUUAUCUCAAUUCGAAAAGGACAGAGUUGAGAAAAUUAAUCGAUCAGUACAAUCUCAUACUCAUCGAUUCCGAUGACUUGAGACGUUGCAUACACGAGACCUUAAAGCCUUAUAAGAAAUGCGUUAAGUCUUACAUGUGCUGUUGUUUCGUUGCUACCUCCAUAUGGUCAGCAGCACCCUUACUACAAAUUUUCAAUGCCGACGAAUUUACGUACACCGAUCUUACCGUACCGGGCUACAUGCCCGGUGAACCAUUCGGCAAAAGCGUGCUCGCGGCUGGUGCAAUUUUCCAAGUUUUCGGUGCUUGUUCACUACAUUUUACUAAAAUCAGCUUCGACCUCUACGUCAUUCACUUCAUCGCUGUGUUAACAGCUCAAUAUAAAUUUCUCGGUGAAGAAGUGUCUCGAGCCCUUCGCGACGAAAACGGGGAAAAGGACGAAAGAGCCGUCCUCGAUGCCCUCCAUCAAUGCGUUCGCCAUCAUUCAGUCGUCAUUCAAAUCGGUCGGGAGCUCUCGAAAAUAUUGGCAUUUUAUAUCGGCGCAACUUAUCUUAGUUGUAUAUUGAAAUUUUGUUUUCUAGCCUUCGGAGUAUUCACGUUCGAAAGUGCUAGCAUUGAAAAAAUGACACACGUCAUGGGCAGUGUGGCCAUUAUCGUACAAGUUUUUUUGCUAUGCGCUGUCAGCGAAGACUUACUCACUGAGAGCACGUCGGUGACCGAAAGUGCGUUCCAUGAAAAUUGGUAUGCUCGCAGUCCGGCUGUCAAAAGAGUUUUCUGCAUGAUGGAAAUGUCCAAUCGAAUAGAAUGCCGACUGAGCGCUUAUAGAGUCAUCGAUCUUGCGGUGCCAACGUUAGCUCUGAUACUCAGUAAAUCAUACUCGGCAUGUUUACUUCUCCUAGAAGUGAACUGAAUCUUCGAUCUCCAAUACUAAAAAAUCCUGUACGCCAAUGUGAAUCGAUGUAAACAGAAACUUAACUCGCAAAUCUAUAUUUCAGUGACAAUAA
Molecule: messenger RNA, 1270 nt
Organism: Venturia canescens
Lineage: Eukaryota; Metazoa; Arthropoda; Insecta; Hymenoptera; Ichneumonidae
Product: odorant receptor 67c-like
Exons: 5
Coding region: 1-1176 (391 amino acids)
Biological process (GO): sensory perception of smell; detection of chemical stimulus involved in sensory perception of smell
Cellular component (GO): plasma membrane
Molecular function (GO): olfactory receptor activity; odorant binding
Source: RefSeq, a predicted model, not a curated record